This is a messenger RNA of Penicillium olsonii, 621 nucleotides long. The record is from the annotation of a GenBank genome assembly. Lineage: Eukaryota; Fungi; Ascomycota; Eurotiomycetes; Eurotiales; Aspergillaceae.
AUGUGCUGUGGCUGGAGUCCAUUCUACGCCGAAGACACCCAGCAGAUGUACAAGAACAUUGCGUUCGGUAAAGUUCGAUUCCCUCGUGACGCGCUCAGCACAGAAGGUCGCAACUUUGUCAAGGGCUUGCUGAACCGAAACCCCAAGCACCGACUGGGAGCCAACGGCGAUGCGAAGGAGCUCAUGGAGCAUCCCUUCUUCUCCGACAUCAACUGGGACACCCUCUGCCGCAAGCAAGUCAUCCCCCCGUUCAAGCCUCAGCUGCAAUCCGACACCGACACUUCGAACUUCGAUCCGGAGUUCACCAAUGCCCUGGAGAUGAACAACUCCCUCAACCUCCGCGCUGCGGCUCUGGCCAAUGGCCUCAUGCCUGCAUCCACCCCCUUGUCCCCGGGUAUGCAAGCCAACUUCAAGGGCUUCACCUUUGUGAACGAGAGCUCCAUCGAUCACCAUCUCAUGGAUGACAGUGACCACAUGGAGGAGGAUGGCAUGCACGACCACGAGUGGCAACGAGGCCAUCGCUCCGGCAACUCCGUCGACCAGCGCAUGGCUGGUUCCCACAAGGCGCACGACGGCACCGAAUCCGGGAUUUUCAACGUUGACGAUACUUUUGACAUGUGA